This is a messenger RNA of Cynocephalus volans (Philippine flying lemur), 1639 nucleotides long. RefSeq names its product proteasomal ATPase associated factor 1 (gene PAAF1). The transcript is spliced from 12 exons. Lineage: Eukaryota; Metazoa; Chordata; Mammalia; Dermoptera; Cynocephalidae. Gene Ontology annotation, molecular function: protein binding. The record is from RefSeq and is a predicted model, not a curated record. Bases 461 to 1294 code for a protein of 277 amino acids.
GCUGGCCUGACCUAAGAAGGCAUGGAAAGGGUGCGAAAGCAGACAAAGCCAAGUGGCCAGCCCAGCUGAAGCUCCUCUCCUCAUUUAAGGAAAGAACGUAUGCGCACAUGCGCGCAUGAGCACCGCCUGGAGUAAUCCCGUCGUUCCGCAACGCCUUCCGCGCAAGGACCGGUUCGCGGUGCUCACCGAACAGGAAGGAUGAAGGGGAGGCCUGGCUGAGCUGUCAUCCCCCAGGCCAGGAUACAAUCCUUAUCUCUUCAAACAUCAUUGCUAAUUUCUGCGUGAACCUCCUGGGUGGGUUCAGACAAAAAGCAUUCAUAUUUCAUGUCCAAAGGAAAGUGCAUCUUCUAAAUUUUUGGCACCAUACACUACUUUUUCCAGAAUUCAUACAAAGAGUAUAACAUGCCUGGAUAUUUCCAGUGGAGGAGGUCUUGGUGUGUCUUCUAGUACUGAUGGGAGCAUGAAGAUCUGGCAGGCUUCCAAUGGAGAACUCAGAAGAGUAUUGGAAGGACAUGUAUUUGAUGUGAAUUGUUGCAGGUUUUUCCCAUCAGGCCUUGUGGUUCUGAGUGGGGGAAUGGAUGCGCAGCUGAAGAUCUGGUCAGCUGAAGAUGCUAGCUGUGUGGUGACCUUCAAAGGUCACAAAGGAGGUAUCCUGGAUACAGCCAUUGUUGAUCGAGGGAGGAAUGUGGUGUCUGGUUCCCGAGAUGGGACAGCACGACUUUGGGAUUGUGGGCGCUCAGCCUGCUUGGGAGUCAUUGCAGACUGUGGUUCUUCCAUCAAUGGGUUGGCAGUGGGUGCUGCUGACAACUCCAUAAACCUCGGCUCUCCUGAGCAGAUGCCCAGUGAGCGGGAGGUUGGAACCGAGGCGAAAAUGCUGCUGUUGGGCCGGGAAGAUAAGAAGCUGCAAUGCUUUGGACUACAGAGCAGGCAGCCGGUAUUCCUCUUUAUUGGCUCAGAUGCCUUCAACUGCUGUACUUUUCUCUCUGGCUUCUUGCUAUUGGCUGGAACACAAGAUGGAAACAUUUAUCAGCUGGAUGUGAGGAAUCCAAGGGCUCCAGUACAAGUCAUCCACAGAUCAGGAGCACCAGUUCUAUCCCUGCUGAAUUUCAGAGAUGGAUUCAUUGCUAGCCAAGGUGAUGGGAGCUGUUUCAUUGUUCAGCAGGACUUAGACUAUGUCGUUGAACUCACUGGGGCUGACUGUGACCCUGUGUACAAGGUAGCCACGUGGGAGAAGCAGAUCUACACAUGCUGUCGAGAUGGUCUUGUGCGACGCUAUCAGCUUUCUGACCUCUAACCCCUUGGAAAAGAGUCCCAUUUAGUGAAAAGGAUUGACCCUAAUCAACAGUGAGAAAUGUCAUCAGUCUGUCAAAAGGACCAUGGUCCUUUACUCUCUUGGGCUCCCCGUGGAAGUCACAGAAAGUGAGCUCUACUGGUCCAUGUGGAACUGUUGUCCCAAGACCUACUUUGAACUGAGUAAGAAGCUCACAUGUGCUCACUGCAUUUGCCCCAACUUCUCCUUGUAGAAACUCACCUGGCAGCACAGGGCAAAGAUAUGGAUGCUUACUCUUUGUUCUCACACCAGUUGUGUUAAAUGUUUACAAGGACUAGAGGGAUAAAGCCUGUUCUCUGGUGGAAAUAA